AUGGAAAAGCACUCAAUCGGGCCGGAGAAUACUCGAAUCCGGAAGCUGGUUGAGGAUGGCAACCCAAUAACCUGUUGCACCCUUCACGUAGUCUUAUAUGUCACCUACCUCAACAUCGGGGUUGAUGGCCCCUCCAAGCUCUUAAGACAUUGCCCAAAAACCAGGCUUGGGGCCAGGUCCACCACCGGGUACCUAGCUAUACACACCUUGAUCCCCGGGAACCCCCUACAAAUGUAA
Podospora pseudopauciseta is the source of this 237-nucleotide messenger RNA. RefSeq lists its product as uncharacterized. Bases 1 to 237 code for a protein of 78 amino acids. NCBI's taxonomy places the organism in Eukaryota, Fungi, Ascomycota, Sordariomycetes, Sordariales, Podosporaceae. The record is from RefSeq and is a predicted model, not a curated record. The transcript has a single exon.